Heterotrigona itama is the source of this 1082-nucleotide messenger RNA. The record is from the annotation of a GenBank genome assembly. NCBI's taxonomy places the organism in Eukaryota, Metazoa, Arthropoda, Insecta, Hymenoptera, Apidae.
GCCGAAACUUUCUCGUCCAAGAUGGUUUCUCGCGCGAUAUCGCCGAGAGACGGAUGUCGCUGGCGUAGCUGUCGCUACGUGGUAUUUCGAGCGCGCAACGUUUGGCGAUCUUUGUCCGAAAUGUACGAGAUAUAAGAUCGUCGACUAAUCGGAAUAGAUCGAACGUGCGAUGAUAUUGUCGAUUAAUGUCUAAUUUAUCCUGAUACUGACUAAAGAUAGAAUUAUUGAUUUAAAAAUAGGAUGGACGAUCGAAGUUGCAUCGAGUACGUCUUUCUUAUCGUUGAGCGUCUUUCUUGUACCUCGUCGUUUAUGGUUGUACUUACGAAUCAGAAGUUGUUCACAGGCGACGAAGAGAAACGUUGUCGUCUCCGAAGACCACGUUUCUAUCUCCGAGGUUUUCUCAGUGAAAUAAUUUUCAUCGGAAGUUAAUUUUUUUUUACGGAAUGGUUGAGCGAGAGUAAAUGUCGUUUGAGAAAAUUACAAAUAUUUCACGACGGAAGAUACGUUUAAUUACGUUUAAUUUACAAGUAUUUGAAGAUUUGACGUGAAACAUGUUUUAUCAUCAAAACGAAAGAACUUGUGAAAAAAAAGACUGACAACUCGGUCGCGUUACCGUCGACGAUAUCGUGCCGCGUAUACCAUCGUCGAUCGAUUCUUAAAAAGUAUUCCAAGUAUCGUUACGGAAUUUCAUUGGAACAUGAAAUUUUAUUACAUCCUAGAUACUUUGGACCUCAAUUGUUAGAUACUGUGAAACAAAAACUAUAUACCGAGGUAGAAGGUACUUGUACAGGAAAAUAUGGCUUCGUGGUUGCUGUAACGACGAUAGACAAUAUUGGUGCAGGAAUCAUACAGCCGGGACAAGGUUUUGUCGUAUAUCCGGUUAAAUAUAAGGCUAUUGUAUUUAGACCGUUUAAAGGAGAAGUAUUAGAUGCUAUAGUGACGCAAGUUAAUAAGGACUUGUAUGUAAUUGAAUACAAUCAUUGGCUCUGCGAUGCAAGUUUUACACGUUGAAGUGAUAUUUUUUUGAAUAUUUGUUAUUGAUAUUUGUAUGAGGUAAUAAAUUCUAUAUAUAUAUAUAUAUA